Messenger RNA from Emiliania huxleyi CCMP1516, 1680 nucleotides. RefSeq lists its product as hypothetical. Bases 1 to 1680 code for a protein of 559 amino acids. The transcript has a single exon. The record is from RefSeq and is a predicted model, not a curated record. Lineage: Eukaryota; Haptophyta; Isochrysidales; Noelaerhabdaceae.
AUGCCCGGCGGAAGUCAAAACGAGGACUCCAUCGGUCUCGCUGCUCGGUUUACCAAGCUCCAGGACCUGAGCGACGCCGACAAGGUCCUGAUCGAGAGGCUGCAGCGACAGCAGGAGGAUCUCACCCGCAAGAAUGAGGAGCUGCAGGUGGCGGCCGACGUCAGGCAAGCCGAGCUGGACAGGGUGCGCGAGCAGCUCUCUUCGAGUGAGAGGCAGCGGGGGAGGGUCGACUCGCAGCUUGAGGCCAUGCAGUCGCGAUUUCGCCGCUCAGAGUCAGACCUGGCGGCCAGGGUGUCGGAAGCGGAGCGGCACGAAGAGGCUGCCGCGGGAGCCAAGGCGCUCGCGGUCAGCGAGAAAUCCCGUGCGGAUGGAGCGGAGAGGCGUGCACAAGACGCGGAGAGGCGGGCUUCAGGUGCGGAGAGGCGGGUGGAGGGUGCCGAGGCAUCUUCGGCAGCGGCGACAGCCGCGGCGAGGCAGGCAGGGUCUCUCGCGGCUAAAGAGGUGGCAGCACUGUCCGGCCGGUGCUCAGAGCUCGAGAGGAGGCUGUGCCAGGCGGAAGCGGCGGCGCGAGAGGCCAGCCAGGCCGAGUUCUCGAGAAUGACUGACGCGAUUAGCGGGCUUGAGGGAAGGGCUAGAGCCAGCGAGGCUGCCGCAGCGCAGGCGGGAAAGGUUGCUGCAAAGGAGAUUGCACAGCUGCAGGAUGAGAUUGAACAGCUGAAGGAUGAGCUACGACAGGAGUGCGACCAGGCAGAGCGUGCUUUAGCGCGGGUUGCAGAAGGGCAAAACGCGGCGGCUCACGAGGCGGAGGCCGUGCGGAUGGUGGCGGCUGAGGAGGCCGCAAACGCCAAGCGGGAGGCAUCACGCGAGCGUGAGCGCGCCGCGGCAGCCGUAGAAGCGGCGGGGGCUGCGGCGGCGCGCGCUGGCGCGCUUGCAGCGGAGGAGAUUGCGGAGUUGCGCAAGGACAAGGCCGCGGCAGAGCGACUGGCCGAGACAGCCCAGCAGGAGGCGCAGAUGGCCCGACAAGAGGCGGCUAGAUUGCGUGACUCGAAGGACGCGCUCGAACGAGCCAACGCCGAGGCGACAGACCGGCGCUCGAAGGCGGAGGAGGCGAGAGUGGUGGCUGUGGCAGCGCUAGAGCGGCGGCUGGGUGCUGCGGAGACCGAGCUGCGGCGUGAGCGAGGGAUGGCAGAGGCUGCCAAAGUUCAGAGCGAGAAGCUGUCCGGUGAGCUGUCCGAGCUCCGCUCGCAGAUGCUUGCGCAGCGGGAGCGUGCCGAGGCAGAGGCUGUGGCAGCGGCCUCUGAUCUACAGGCUCGCAACGCGGGUCUCGAAGCGCGUGAGGCGCAGCUGGCGACGGCGCUCGGGCAGGCGCUCAAGGCGGAGGAGGCGAUGGAGGCAUGUCUCACCUGCAUGGCUUGCCUGAACAUCCUGCGCGAACCAACGUCCUGCGUACCGUGCGGCCACUCAUGGUGUGCCCAGUGCCUCGCCGACGCGGGCGGCGCCUGCCCCGAGUGUCACUCUGCGGGGAGCGGUGCGGCCGCGCCCCUCACGAUCUACCCCUCGGUCACUGUGCCGUCCCUCGCCUCGCUCGCGGCCAACUUCGAGUUCCAAAAGAGGUCGCUGGCAUCUCUGGCCGAAGCGGCCGCGUCGAAGGCACGAGGCAGCGCGCGGCUAGCCGCCUAG